AGUGCGCAGCGGCGGGAGGUUCGGUUGUUGCCGGGAGACCAGGCAGCCCCUGCUCCCGCGCCAGGGCCUGCUGCGUCGACGGCCCCUCCUGCAGAGGAGAAGUGGAGCAUGGUGCAGAUUGUGAUUUCCAGUGAUGGGGCUGAAGGCCUGGCAGAGUGGGUGCUGAUGGAGCUGCAGGGAGAGAUUGAGGCUCGCUACAGCACCGGACUUGCUGGAAACCUCCUGGGAGACCUGCAUUACACCAGAGAGGGGGUCCCUGUGCUCAUCGUGGGCCAUCACAUUCUUUAUGGGAAGGUAGUGCACCUGGAGAAGCCCUUCGCCGUCCUCACCAAACGUGGUGCCAGUGAGCACGGCUGUGACCGCAGCCCCACAGGGGCAGCUGCCCACUACCUGGUGACGGCUCUGAUCAAGACAAAGCUCCUCUUCAAAACCCGCCCCAAGCCCAUCAUCACCAACGUGCCCAAGAAAGUAUGAAAGAGCCCCGGCCCCAUACCAGAGAGCGUCCUGCCCCCUGGACACGAGCCCAGCUUCUGUCCCGAGGGCGGGGGGCUGGCCCCAUGGG
This is a messenger RNA of Terrapene triunguis (Three-toed box turtle), 562 nucleotides long. Its product is annotated as chromosome transmission fidelity protein 8 homolog. The record is from RefSeq and is a predicted model, not a curated record. The transcript is spliced from 4 exons. NCBI's taxonomy places the organism in Eukaryota, Metazoa, Chordata, Testudines, Emydidae. Gene Ontology annotation, cellular component: Ctf18 RFC-like complex. Gene Ontology annotation, biological process: mitotic sister chromatid cohesion. The coding region runs from base 109 to 474 and encodes 121 amino acids.